This is a messenger RNA of Stegodyphus dumicola, 869 nucleotides long. Its product is annotated as histone-lysine N-methyltransferase SMYD3-like. NCBI's taxonomy places the organism in Eukaryota, Metazoa, Arthropoda, Arachnida, Araneae, Eresidae. Gene Ontology annotation, molecular function: protein binding. Gene Ontology annotation, cellular component: nucleus. The record is from RefSeq and is a predicted model, not a curated record.
ACUAAAAUUAAUUAUAGUCCUAAAUAUUAUUUAUUAAAAUUAUUCAAAGAGAUUCGUUAUAAUUCUGUUCUUAUAACUUUUGUUCUAAUACUUUCUCAUUUGAUUACGGUGCUAACCAAAGAAGAACUAUAACCAAAGAAGUUCCUUUCUAUUUGUUUAUGUUUUGCGGGUUUAUUUGAGGGUUUAAAAAUAUGAAUUAGCUUUUUGUUUUGAAGACGUGAAGUGGAAAUUACUGUACUAUAAAUUUAAGAUUUAUAAUUAUUUUAUCUGUCCUUAAAAUGUCAAAUUUUAAGCGCGGAGAUUUGAUAUUUUUAUCAAAACCCUAUGUCUAUGUGCUCAACAAUAACCAAAGAGGCAAACGUUGUGAUCAUUGUUUCCUGAAGAAUGACAAUCUGAAACGUUGCAGUCAGUGUGAAUUUCUUUAUUUUUGUGAUAGAAAUUGUCAGAGGAAGGCCUGGGAUAUUCAUAAAAAUGAGUGUAAAUGCAUAAUGAGAGCCAGUCCAAAACAGCCCUCUGCUUCCAUGCGUUUGAUCUCUCAGAUUUUCUUUAAAAUAAAAAAAUAUGGUUAUGAUGAGCCAUAUGAAGAAAUUCACGAUCGUAAAGUUUCUUUUCGAACACUGAUGUCACAUGCUUCAGAAAUAAAGCAAAAUGGAAAGGCUUGUCAGCAGAUGGUGGCAUUAAUAGGCACUCUCAAAGACUACAUUGGGCAAUGUAACAUACCACCUACUGAGGAAUUUAUUGAAAUAUUUGGAAAAAUGUGCAUAAAUACAUUCAGUAUCUGUGAUAGUGAAAUGCAAAGUAUUGGAAGUGGCAUAUAUUUAGGGUACGUGAAACUGUUUUCUAAAAUAUAUUAAUUUUUGUAAUUAUUC